UCUGCCUUCCUCCCCCCCUCCACAUCGCGUCUCCGCUCUCUGCUGGCAGGUCACCGUCCAUCUCCUCCUCACCAUCAUCGCCGUCGUGCUCGCCAUUCUCGGCACCCCUCAUAGCAUAGACACAAUACCUCGCAUCGGUGAUACUCCCACGUCACUCGACCUCUCGUCGCCCCUUGCUCCAUGACCCUGGCCUAACGCACAACAAUUCCCUUUUGCACACUCUCCUGGACAAUUACUCCUCACCACCACACGUCCCAUCACACAUCUUUCAUAAAGCAUCACACCAACAAGCUCUCCAUCUCUCUCAUCUCUCUCUCCUCCAUCUCCCCUCCUCCCCCCACUCCCCACCAUGCGCCCGCUGGGUUAUGACCCACAUCCCGCCCUCCCCGGCCAAGGCCUCGCCAGCACAGGCCUUCGACCACCCUCACUCAACCACAACGUCCACUCAUCCCCUCUGAAGCGCCCGCUCUCGCCAACACCCGCCCCCGCCUCCCCUCUCCCCCAACAUUCUAUCCCUUCUAUACGCUUGCGACUUAUCUUUCGCCAGCAAGACUCUUCCAAAGAGCCCAUCACAGCGACCAUCACCACCCCUCGAUUGUCACCCACGCCAUCAGGACCCGCCCCGUCAGACCGCGCAGAUCAUCCCGCGAAGCGAAUGCGUCGAGCUCCCGAACUGCCAAGACGGCCAUUAGAAGGAGGCGGCAAACCACGCCGUGGUCGUGGACGUGGUGGUGCAUCCGCAGGUGACUCGUCUUUCCAUGGCGGCGCUGUCGCUCGUGUGACACGUGCCGAGCGUCGCGCUACCCGCUCGCGAAGAACUAGCGCCGCUCCGGCCACCCUCGAGUCUAUCGGGGCCGAGUCCAAGGCGCUACACGACGAGAUCAAGCGUCUUCAGCUCCAACUGCGCGACGUGUUGGCCGACGGCAACUGCUUGUUUCGCGCACUCGCGGACCAAGUUUGGGGCGAGCAGACUCGCCACGCCGAGGUUCGCCGGCUGAUUUGCGACGAACUCGCGCGUAAUGAGGGAGAACUGCGAGAUUUUGUUGCAGGGUUCCUCAUUGAAGGCGAGACCUACCAAGCCUACGUUGACCGUAUGCGCGGAUUUGGCGUUUAUGGUUCACACAUUGAGCUCGUCGCUGCCACCAAGGUGUUUAAACGCAGCAUCCGUGUCGUCCUCGCCGAGACGUCUUACACUGUCGACUACAAGGGCGAGAUUGAACUGUGCGAUGAGGAGCCGACGAUAGACGAGGUAGCGGUGUCUGAGACCCCGCCCCAAACUCUGGCGCCAAAGCCCCGGCGCCAGACCCGUUCCAGCGCCCCUGCAUCAAAGCCCAUCCCGCGACCCCGCGCGGGCCACACCAUGCUUUGGGUUGCCCUAUUCUCCAGCGCCGAGCAUUACCAGAGUGUACGCCGACAGGGCCCCGGCUCCAGCUCAGGGCCGGCCGAGGUGCCGGAUUCGCUCGCCAUCCCCCACGAGCGUGACCAGAGCGAGGCCGCACAGGCCGAGCGGGCUGAAGGCUCGACCAACGGACAUGCACGAGCAACUCCGAGCGUCUCGGACGCCGCUGCGGCGCGUUUCAUAGCCGACGGACGAGUGGCACAGGUCAUCGCCUCGCUUCCGGACUGGGAGAAGACCAAGAUCAGCGACGCCGAUGUCGCCCAGAUCCUCGUCCGCACAGAAGGCGACGUCAGCAAGGCGAUCGACAUUCUGUACGACCAGCUCGACGCAGAGUCCGAGACCAACGAGACCAGCGAGGACGUGCGUGCGGGUCCGCAGCCGAACCCGAACACGGGUGGCACUGGCGCCCACGCCAUGCUCAAGUAUCGCGAGCACUCGCCGUCUCCCUCCACAACCCCCGAGGGGUCGACGUCGCGCACCGCUUCGACGGCCUCAAACGACAUGCCGCAGACGCCCCGCUCGGAGCCGUCAACGGCGCCCACCUCGCCCCUCUCCAACGCAUCCGAGUACGACGACAAGGACGACAAGGACGACAAAGACGACAAAGACUACGCCUCGCCGCGUGAGCGCGAGCAGAGCACGGACCGCGUCCUGCGCUCCGCCGCCCGCCCUAAGCGCGGCCGCGCGCAGCGCAAGGCUGGCAAGAUGUAGAAUUAGCAGAGCCCAUCAACUAUAUUGGCCUCUUCAUUGGCCUGUUGUAUGCAUUGUACUAUCCAC
Molecule: messenger RNA, 2176 nt
Organism: Cutaneotrichosporon oleaginosum
Lineage: Eukaryota; Fungi; Basidiomycota; Tremellomycetes; Trichosporonales; Trichosporonaceae
Biological process (GO): protein deubiquitination
Molecular function (GO): cysteine-type deubiquitinase activity
Source: RefSeq, a predicted model, not a curated record